AUGGAGGAGCCAGUGUCUGGUGACGUGAGCACAGCCCUUCCCUCCUUCCCAUCCCAGGCCAGCCUUGCUGAAGAUUCGCGCUGCAUACAACGCGUCAUCGCUGAGGAUCCUGAGUGGUCCCUUGCCAUUGUCCCGCAGCUCACUGAGCUCUGCCUCCAGCACAUCAUUCACAAUUUUGAAAAAAACCCUGUUAUAGACCGUCUUCUGCCUGAGCACCAAAGGAAGGUGCUGGACAAGCUCUCCACUGGCCUUCCACUCACUGUGACUGCCAACCUAAUACACGAUGAGGACUACUGGAAGAGGUGCUGCACUCAGCGCUGGAAAGUAUGCGUCGUCUCCAACUAUGGAAACAGCUGGAAGCGGAUGUUCUUUGAACGUCAUCUGGAGAAUAUCCUAAAAUGUUUCAUCCCUAAUGUCACAGACCCCAAUCAGGUCCUAGAGCUCAUACCGCUCUGCAGAGAGUAUGUGUGGAGACUGGAGAUUGAUCAGUUCCUGCCACCAGUGAUGCUGGAUCAAAAGGAGGAGGAAGAGGAUUUUGAUGAUUCAGGGAGUGAUUUUGAGCUCAAUGAAGUCUCCGUGCAUCACUAUGACUUGGGACCCCUCAUUACUGCUCUCCCUCAUCUUGAAGAGCUUAAUCUUACUUACGGUGUGAAGGACUGUGGUAUGAACUUUGAGUGGAACCUCUUUAACUUCACCUACCAGGACUGUUCCAACCUGGCUGUCGCCUUGAAGAAGUGCCGCAACUUGAAACUUUUCAAGCUGACACGCAGUAAAGUGGAUGAUGACAGGGCCAGGCUGCUCAUCCGGAACUUGCUGGAUCACCCCUCUUUGAUGGAGCUGAACUUGUCCCACAAUCUCAUCGGGGACAAGGGGGCACGUGCUGUUGGCAAGUUGAUCAACCACAGCAAAUUAGAAAUCCUUGAUCUGUGUAACAACCAGAUCCGUCACCCGGGGGCUCAGGCUAUAGCUCAAGCCCUGGCCAAUAACUCCACCCUGACCUCCCUGAAUCUACGUCUCAACUGCGUGGAGGAUGAAGGCGGGCAGGCAAUUGGCCGUGCCCUGCUGACCAACACCACUCUGAAGUCUAUCCAUCUAGGAAGCAAUGAGCUGUCAGAGCCAACCGCUACGCUUUUCUGCCAAGUCCUUGCUCAGAACAGCACACUGACCAGCAUCAAUUUCUCAUGCAACCACAUAGGGCUGGAUGGUGGCAAGCAGCUGCUUGAAGGGCUCAUGGAUAACAAGAUCUUGACUGAAUUUGAUCUCCGCCUGGCUGAGGUGGGCCAGGAGAGUGAGUAUCUCAUCAACCAAAUUUUGUGGGCCAACCAGGAGAGAGCCCGGCUGAAAUCUCUGCAGUAUCCAUCAGUCAAACCCUUCUGA
This is a messenger RNA of Tinamus guttatus (white-throated tinamou), 1377 nucleotides long. RefSeq names its product dynein regulatory complex subunit 5 (gene DRC5). Gene Ontology annotation, biological process: microtubule-based movement. NCBI's taxonomy places the organism in Eukaryota, Metazoa, Chordata, Aves, Tinamiformes, Tinamidae. The record is from RefSeq and is a predicted model, not a curated record. Gene Ontology annotation, molecular function: protein binding.